GCUUUACGGCAGAUGCGCUUUACGGCAGGGCGCAGCACACGUAUUAAAACAAUAAUACGUUGUAUAUUUAUUUAACGUUUAUGAUGUUUUUGAAUGAAAUACAGAAUUUAAGAGCUUAUAUUGCAGUUAUAUUGUAUUGAUAAGGUGAUCAUCGAAUUCCGUCUAGUUGUGUUACGUGUUUGCAGUAGUGUCGCACUGACAGAAAACAUGGCGAGCUUGGCUGAUGUGGGCUGGAAGCUCCUGGAGUUCAGAGCCCGAACUAAAAGAUCAGGCUCCAUCUAUGAACCGCUCCAGCUGUCCUUCCUCCAUCGGGAGGAUGAACCACUGUGGGAGAAACUGGACCACUACUACAAGUCAGUGAAGGCCACCAUCCUGAACUACCAGAGUCCAACCACAGGCCUGUUCCCCGUCAAGACAUGCUCCUCCUGCAAGGAGGCCCGUGUGAGGGACUCCCUGUACUGUGCUGCUGGCUCCUGGGCCCUGGCCCUGGCCUACAGGAGGAUCGAUGACGACAUGGGGCGGACCCACGAGCUGGAGCACUCGGCCAUCAAAUGCAUGAGAGGCGUCCUGUACUGCUACAUGAGGCAGGCUGACAAGGUGGAGCAGUUCAAGCAGGACCCCAGCCCCUCCAAGUGUCUGCACUCCGUGUUCCAUGUGGACACCGGGGACGAGAUGCUCUCCUGCAGCGACUACAGCCACUUACAGAUCGAUGCCGUAUCUCUGUUCUUGCUCUACCUGGUGGAGAUGAUCUGCUCCGGGCUCCAGAUCAUUUACAACACUGAUGAGGUGUCUUUCAUCCAGAACCUGGUGUUCUGCGUGGAGAGGGCGUACCGCAUGCCGGACUACGGCAUGUGGGAGAGAGGAAGCAAGUACAACAACGGAGGCACCGAGCUCCACUCCAGUUCGGUGGGCCUGGCCAAGUCUGCCCUGGAGGCCAUCAACGGAUUCAACCUGUUUGGAAAUCAGGGCUGCUCCUGGUCGGUGAUCUUCGUGGACCUGGAUGCCCACAACAGGAACCGUCAGACCCUGUGCUCCCUGCUGCCCAGAGAGUCCCGCUCACAUAACACGGACGCGGCGCUGCUGCCCACCAUCAGCUACCCGGCCUUCGCGGUGGACGACGACGCGCUCUACAGCCAGACGCUGGACAAGAUCGUCCGCAAGCUGAGGGGGAAGUACGGCUUCAAGCGCUUCCUCCGGGACGGCUACCGCACGGCCAACGAGGACAAGAACCGCCGCUACUACAAGCCCGCCGAGAUGAAGCUUUUUGAUGGAAUCGAAUGCGAGUUCCCCAUCUUCUUCAUCUACAUGAUAAUCGACGGUGUGUUCAGAGGAAACAAAGACCAGGUGAAGGAGUACCAGGACCUGCUGCAGCCGGUCAUCUUCCGCUCUCCUGAAGGCCACGCCGUGGUCCCUAAGUAUUACUACGUCCCUGCUGACUUUGUGGAGGCGGAGCAGAAGAAGCACGGGAGCCAGAAGCGUUUCCCUAGCAACGCGGGCGGCGACGGGAGGUACUUCCUGUGGGGUCAGGCCCUCUUCAACAUCGCCCAGCUGCUCGUGGACGAGCUCAUCAGCCCUAAGGACAUCGACCCUCUCCACCGCUACGUUCCCCGUCAGGACCAGCGCAACGUCAGCAUGCGCUACUCCAACCAGGGCCCCAUAGAGAACGACGUGGUGAUCCAUGUGGCCCUGAUUGCCGAGAGCCAGAGACUACAGGUGUUCCUCAACACCUAUGGGAUUCAGACUCAGACCCCCCAACAGGUGGAACCCAUUCAGAUCUGGCCUCAGAAAGAGCUGGUCAAGGCAUAUCGUUUCCUGGCUGUCAAUCAGAAGCUUGGGCUGAGUGGGCGUCCAGAGAGACCAGUGGGCUGCAUCGGGACCUGCAAGAUCUAUCGUAUCCUGGGUAAGACGGUGGUCUGCUACCCCAUCGUGUUCGACCUCAGCGACUUCUACCUGUCCCAGGACGUCAUGCUGCUGAUCGACGACAUCAAGAAUGCCCUGCAGUUCAUCAAGCAGUGCUGGAAGAUGCAGGGACGCCCUCUAUUCCUGGUCCUCAUCCGGGAGGAUAACAUCAAGGGGAGUCGCUUCAACCCGGUCCUCGACAUGCUGGCUUCCUUCAAGAAGGGCAACAUCGGGGGGGUCAAGGUUCACGUGGACAGACUGCAGACCCUGAUAUCCGGAGCUGUCGUGGAGCAGCUGGACUUCCUCCGCGUCAACGAGGCAGAGAUCCCUGAGUUCCAGGCCCUGGAGGAGCUGGCUCUGCCCAAACACUCGAAGGUGAAGCGGCAGUCCAGCACGCCCAAUGCCUCGGAUCUCGAACAGCAGCCCGAGGUCGACGCCCACGAGUGGAACCAUCGGCCCACCCACGAGAUCAUGCUCAAGUUCCACGAGUCAGACUGUCUGGCAAGCCAGGCUCAGCUGGCUGCCAUUCUCCUCCGAAGGGAAGGGCCUCACCUGCUGGCCAAUGACGAGAACCUGCUGGAAGAGCUGGAGAAGAUUUAUCGAAGAGCUGGAACCAAGAAGCUUUGGCUGGCAGUGCGCCAGGCGGCGGCCACACUAAAGAAGUUUGCCAGCUCUAUCGCGCCGCACAUCACCACUAUCCUGGUGCAUGGGAAACAGGUGACCCUGGGCGUGUUCGGCCAGGAGGAGGAGGUGGUCUCCAAGCCGCUGUCCCCGGGGGAGAUCAAGGCCUUGCUGUACCUGCGCUGCGCCCCAGAGGGGGGAGAGAGUCAGGCCGUGCUGCAGCAGGAGCUGCUGAUCCACAUCGGCUGGAUCAUCUCCAACAGCCCCCAGCUGUUCAGCGGCAUGCUCAACAUCAGGAUCGGCUGGAUCCUCCAGGCCAUGCAGCACGAGCUGAAGAUCCGUGCGGGGGAACUGCCGUCCCAGGAUGUGUACCAGCUGUCCCCCAGCGACGUCAAGCAGCUGCUGCUGGACGUACUGCAGCCGCAGAUCAGCAGCAGGUCCUGGCUGAACCGGCGUCAGAUCGACGGCUCUCUGAACCGCAGCCCCCCGGGGUUCUACGACCGCGUCUGGCAGAUCCUGGAGCGGACCCCCCACGGGAUCCUGGUGGCCGGGACCCAUCUGCCCCAGCAACCCACCCUGUCCGACAUGACCAUGUACGAGAUGAACUUCUCCCUGCUGGUUGAAGACACGCUGCAGAGAAUCGUCCUCCCAGAGUACAGACAGAUCAUCGUGGAGCUGCUGAUGGUGGUGUCCAUCGUGCUGGAGAGAAACCCGGAGCUGGAGUUUGCUGAGAAGGUGGACCUGGAUGGUCUGGUGAAGGAGGCCUUCAUGGACUUCCAGCGGGAUGCCAGUGGCCUGCAGGGCAAAGAGAAACAGGACAGCAUGGAGGCGUUCUACAACAGCCAGCCCAUGGGGCAGAGGGGCACCUCCUCCUACCUCAGCAAGGCCGUCAUCGUACAGCUGCUGCAGGGAGAGCUCAAGCCCUGCAGGGAGGACCCCUGCUCCGUCAGCUAGACCCCCCAGCCUCCACCCUUGGGGUGUAGCUAGUGCUGGUGGAGCAUGACCUGUGUGUAUUAAAUAGCGUUGGCGUCCUUCAGGAUUCAAUGAUUUAGUUUCUGAAGAAGAGGCUCUCUGUCUAGUCUCCCUUGGGGGCCUCGCCUGGGGGACCCCAGCGCCAUGUUGACCCCUGACCCCUGGUCUACUGCCAGCAUGGAACCCCUCCACACUAGCCUUCCUUCAUAACAAAGGCAACCCUUGACAGAGCAUAUAGAUAUAAUAUAUAGAAAAAAUAUACAUACAUUCUAGAGUUUAAAUGAUCCAGUACACUGUUAUGAGAUGAGGGGAGUAUCAUGAGAUAGAAAUGAAUAACAUUUUUAACCAACCCCAGGCUCAAAUCCCUUUCAGAAGGAUACUUGAUUUGCUAACUCAGCGUGAAACCAGUUUUUGAAUGAGCCUGCAGAGCUCUAGACGAGGGCCUUGCUCAGCAGGAUUCUUUAAGGCUGUGUAUGCGGAGACACCAGACAGUAGCUGUUGUCUUCAGGAGGCUUUGAGGGCCGGUUGGGAGUGAAGCGCCUGAACAGCGUCUCUCUGCUCUCCAUCUAUAUUGUGUGUUACUGUACGUUUAUUGUGUUGUUCACCGAUUUGAUCCACAUAAAGCCUUGAUGAUCUU
Gadus morhua (Atlantic cod) is the source of this 4129-nucleotide messenger RNA. It is a transcript of the gene phkb, whose product is annotated as phosphorylase kinase, beta. Gene Ontology annotation, molecular function: calmodulin binding. The record is from RefSeq and is a predicted model, not a curated record. Gene Ontology annotation, biological process: glycogen metabolic process. Bases 208 to 3474 code for a protein of 1088 amino acids. NCBI's taxonomy places the organism in Eukaryota, Metazoa, Chordata, Actinopteri, Gadiformes, Gadidae. Gene Ontology annotation, cellular component: phosphorylase kinase complex. The transcript has 31 exons.